AGGUUAGCAAAGAACAACAUUGACAGAUCAAGAGAACAAUAAGGCAUACUAGCAACAGAAUUCAACAUAGCAACAUAACAACUAAGGUAUCUAUAUACAUUGUUGCUCUUUGUUUCUGUUGUUCUAAUGUUUAAAGGCUCCCAUCUGUGUUGGAAGUAAAAUUUCUUCUACAUAUGGAUAGGAAAUUUUAUGAUUUUUAUAAUAAGUCUAUAUUCCUCUCAUCAGUUCUUGGGAUAUAUAGUUUCUAUAUGAUUAUCUUAUUUUUGUUUUAUCUUCAUCAAAUGCGACAUUUGUUUUAAAUCUGACACUGUUUUUAUUUUCAUAUAGAGUUCCAAAUGGGCACAUCUGAGAUGGAGAACAAGCCAUUUCCGGACAUCUCAGAAAAUGUGUCGCAGGAAACCCAUGAAAAGAUGCUUUCUAGGCAUAGGUUAACUGCUUUGAUCUAUUUUGGCUCAUUAUUUGUCAACUAUUGCUGGAAGAAGGAAAUCUGUGAACUGCAUAACAAGGAAAUGCCAAUGAAAAAGACAGCUGCAAAAGGCAGUAAGGCUGAGCAGAAAGCAAAGAAGAAACAAGUGGAGGAUGGAAUAUCCAAUCUUUCUGCAAAGCUGAAACAAAAGCAUGCUGAGGAACUUGCCUCGGUUGUGCCAACAAUGAUGGUAAAGAAAAAGGUCAACUUGACAGUUUGA
Messenger RNA from Oldenlandia corymbosa var. corymbosa, 686 nucleotides. NCBI's taxonomy places the organism in Eukaryota, Viridiplantae, Streptophyta, Magnoliopsida, Gentianales, Rubiaceae. The record is from the annotation of a GenBank genome assembly.